AUGGCUGGCCGUUACGAUCCCAAUCCUUUCGACGAAAAAGUGAACCCAUUUGCGGGGAAAUUAAUGAUGCAGACUCUUAACGUUCAUUCUUCAAUUACAGCAGUUAUUCGAAUUAAGUGGGUCAGCUGGUUAUGUCCUCCCACUAGCAAACUCAAAUUGAUUGCUGCUGUUUGCGCUUCAUCUGGACUGCUAUUCAGCUGCUGUCUGCUGUUUCAGUUGGACUCUCGGCUGUCUGCCUUCAACUGCUUCAGAUGGGCUCCUUUUUGCUUCAGCUGGAACCGCUUUUCUGUUUCAGUUGGAUUCACAUAG
Ilex paraguariensis (yerba mate) is the source of this 309-nucleotide messenger RNA. NCBI's taxonomy places the organism in Eukaryota, Viridiplantae, Streptophyta, Magnoliopsida, Aquifoliales, Aquifoliaceae. The record is from the annotation of a GenBank genome assembly.